AUGGGCCUCAGUAAUAAAUUCACAGAUGAUAUCAAGGAGGUGGAUGUUAUCAUCGUCGGCGGCGGCACUGCUGGCUGCGUCGUAGCCGGUCGACUAGCCGCCGCCGCCCCGAACCUGCACGUUCUGGUGGUCGAGGGCGGCCGCGACAACUACAAGGACCCGCUCAUCAUCAACCCUUUCGCCUUUAUCAAGAAUCUGGAUCCCAACGCCAAGACGGCCCUGUUCUUCCGCGCUGGCAAGUCGGAAGGGCUAGGAGGGCGCGAGCUGGUGGUGCCGACGGGAGGCGUGCUGGGCGGCGGGUCGAGCAUCAACUUUCUGAUGUGCGCCGAAACAUACCACGGCACCGGCCCCGCAGCCGUCCACGGCUCGACGGGCCCCAUCCAUAUCAGCAACGGCACGUACCGCAACGAGGCCAUGACCAACGACUUCAUCCGGGCCGUCAACUCGCUCGGCUUCCCCGAGACGGUGGACCUGCAGGACCUCGAGACCGUCGACGCCGUGUCGCGCCACCUGCGCUUCGUCAGCCCGGCCGGCGACCGCUCCGACGCUGCCCACGGCUACCUGCACCCGUUGCUGCGCAACGGGGAGCACCCGAACCUGCACGUGCUGGUGGAGCACAAGGUGUCGCGCGUGCUUAUCGACGACGACGACAGGGCCUGCGGGAUCGAGCUGGUCCCGAACCCGCUCUUCCAGCCGCAGCAGCAGCAGCAGCAGCAGCAGCAGCAGCAGCAGCAGUCCGAGUCGUACACCGUCAAGAGCCGCCUCAACACCGUCGUGCUCAGCGCCGGCGCGCUCUGCACGCCCUCCAUCCUCGAGCGGUCCGGCAUCGGCGCCGCGGCCGUGCUGGAGCGCGCCGGCGUCCCGCUCAAGGUCGACCUGCCGGCCGUCGGCGAGAACCUGCAGGACCACCACAUGCUGAUGGUGCCGUUCCGGUCCGCCUGCGCGCCCGAGACGCUCGGCAACGCCGCCCUGCUGGGGGCGCUCGAGGACGUGCCCGCCUUGGCCGAGGAGCUGGCCGAGGACGGCAGGCGUGGGUCCAACUUCAUCGACGCGGCGACGAAGCUGCGCCCGACGGCCAAGGAGGUCGAGGCGCUGGGUCCCGAGUUCCAGGAGGCGUGGCGGAGGGACUUUGCCGACAGGCCUGGGAGGUGUCUGGCGCAGAUUUCCAUGGCCUUGGGAUUCCCCGGCCCCAGCGACGAGCCAGACUGCCAAAACAUAGCCCUGCCCGGCUUCACCCUGUACCCCUACAGCCGGGGCAGCGUGCACAUAACGGGCCCGUCGCCGACCGCGGACGAACCUGCCUUCGACUCGGGCAUUUUCUCAUCCUCUUCUCCCGCCUUCGACGUCGCCGCCGCGUGCUGGAUGUACAAGAAGCUGCGAGACGUCGCCCGCCGCCUCGACAGCUACCGCGGCGAGGUCGCCUACGCCCACCCGCCGUUCGCCGAGGGUUCCGGCGCCGCCCUGCUGCGGCUGCCCGUGGACGGGCCCUCGCUGGCGGACAAGUAUGGCGGGCCCGAAAAGGUCCCAGAGCUUGUGUACUCCGCCGAGGACGACGCGGCUCUCGAGGCCUACGUCAGGAACGCCGUCCAGACGACGUGGCACAGCCUUGGUACUGUGAGGAUGGGUCCGAGGCAUGGUGAUGCGCAGGCUGGACCAAAGGGUGCCGUCGAUAGCAGCCUGAACGUUUACGGCGUCAAGGGCCUCAAGGUAAUCGACUUGAGCAUCGUCCCCGAAAACAUUGGUGGGAACACAAACAUGACGGCUCUUGGCAUAGGAGAGAAGGGAGCGGAUAUUCUAUUGCGGGAGCUAGGGGUUCUCAAGACGACCUAA
Molecule: messenger RNA, 1830 nt
Organism: Pyricularia pennisetigena
Lineage: Eukaryota; Fungi; Ascomycota; Sordariomycetes; Magnaporthales; Pyriculariaceae
Exons: 4
Coding region: 1-1830 (609 amino acids)
Molecular function (GO): oxidoreductase activity, acting on CH-OH group of donors; flavin adenine dinucleotide binding
Source: RefSeq, a predicted model, not a curated record